This is a messenger RNA of Neohortaea acidophila, 3007 nucleotides long. RefSeq names its product kinase-like domain-containing protein. The coding region runs from base 342 to 2876 and encodes 844 amino acids. NCBI's taxonomy places the organism in Eukaryota, Fungi, Ascomycota, Dothideomycetes, Mycosphaerellales, Teratosphaeriaceae. Gene Ontology annotation, cellular component: cytoplasm. Gene Ontology annotation, biological process: intracellular signal transduction; protein phosphorylation. Gene Ontology annotation, molecular function: ATP binding; protein serine/threonine kinase activity. The transcript has a single exon. The record is from RefSeq and is a predicted model, not a curated record.
ACUCGAGUCAGACGUCAGUUGGCAAACGGCGACCUGCCUGCUCCCCGCCGAAGUCGCCCCUCCCUCUCCAACCCACCACGACACGCACUCACACGCACACGACACCCUCUGCACCCCCUGCUCCCACAUGCACUAUUGAACACAAGUCCACUCGCUCACGACAACGGCCUGCUGACACGAUGAGUUGAAUUCAGUUCAACUACGUAAUUCCGCAAGCACGCGAGGAGCGCACCUCUACCAUCAAUCCUUCACCCCUCCGUAUAUCGCGUUUCGGGGAAGUUCGCGACAAGCACUCCGCCGUUCCAAAUUGAGCCGGCUUGCCGGCUUCAAGAGCACGCAGUAUGAAUUCAUCCGCGAUCGACGAUGAAGAGCUGGCACUGUCCAUUUCCUCAUCCCACGCCCGCCGCGGCUCAAGAGAGGAUCGUGGCUCGAAUGGCGAGGUCCAUGGCUCGCGUCCGCCGCACCCUUCCGCCCCCAUCGGUCGUCCACCACGCCAAUCAAAAAACAUGGAGAGACUGGGCCAGUACAACGUCGUCAAGACCUUGGGUGAAGGCUCCUUCGGCAAGGUGAAGCUCGCCAUCCAUCAGUCCACCGGGCAAAAGGUCGCGCUCAAGAUCAUAUCCCGCCGCAAGCUCGUCACCAGGGACAUGGCCGGCCGGGUCGAGAGAGAAAUUCAGUACCUACAGCUCCUGCGCCAUCCGCACAUCAUCAAGCUCUACACGGUCAUAACAAUGCCGAACGAGAUCGUGAUGGUGCUCGAGUACGCCGGCGGUGAGCUGUUUGACUACAUUGUGCAGCACGGAAAGAUGGCCGAGGACAAGGCCCGCAAAUUCUUCCAGCAGAUCGUCUGCGCCGUGGAGUACUGUCACCGGCACAAGAUCGUGCAUCGCGACCUCAAGCCGGAGAAUCUGCUGCUGGACGAGCAGCUGAAUGUCAAGAUUGCGGACUUUGGGUUGAGUAACAUCAUGACGGACGGCAACUUUCUCAAAACCAGCUGUGGCAGUCCGAACUACGCUGCUCCCGAGGUUAUCAGUGGGAAGCUAUACGCCGGGCCAGAAGUAGACGUGUGGAGUUGCGGCGUCAUUCUUUACGUCUUGCUGGUCGGCCGACUCCCCUUCGAUGAUGACUACAUCCCCGCCCUGUUCAAGAAGAUCGCGCAGGGCAACUACAACGUCCCGAGCUACCUCUCCUCUGGUGCUGUGCGGCUGAUUAGGAAGAUGCUGCAAGUCAACCCGAUGCAGAGAAUCACCAUUCAAGAGAUACGGCAGGAUCCAUGGUUCACGAAGGACUUGCCAGAAUAUCUGACACCGCCGGUGGAAGAGUUCAUCGAGACCGGGAUCGAUCCCAACAAAGCUAUUGAUCCUCGAGAUCUAGCAAAGGGCAAACCGGUAGUAGUGCAGGAGAAGUUGCAUCAGAGUGUCGUCGGCAAACUCGGAAAGACGAUGGGCUAUGCACCGGACGACGUCCAAGAAGCACUGGCGAAAGAUGAGCCGAGCGCGAUCAAGGAUGCCUAUCUCAUCGUUCGCGAGAACCAGUUGAUGAAGACCAAUCCAUCCCUGGCCGCAGACCAACCGGAGUUCAUGGCCCAAUCCCCGCCGACGUUCAGCAGCACUCCAAUGUCCCCUCAAUCCCACUCCCAGCGGCCGCAACCCUCUCCACUGUCUGGCUUCGAUCAGCGCCACGGCUCCACCGGCUCUUCCUCAAUUCUCGAGGCUCGCUCGCCCACGUCCACCAUUGCCGUGCUCCCUUCCUCCAUGCCUGACUACCACGUCGCUUACAUGAAAGGUCAAAUCGGCAGUUCAAAGGGGGAGAGAGCCGAGGAGCCGCCGACAGAUGGACGUCCACGCACCAAGGAAGAACAAGACGCUCUUGCGCGACACCUCAGGCCGCACAGUCGGAGCUCCACGAAUAUGCAUCGGCAAAGCGACAAGCCAGAGCCCAUGACUGCUCUGCCGGAGAAGGAAGUUAAGAAGAAGUCGAAGCCGCAGAAAUGGCAGUUCGGGAUCCGGAGCAGGAACACCCCCACGGAGGCUAUGCUUGCGUUGUACAAGGCCCUGCAAAAGAUGGGCGCUGAGUGGGAGGUUCCUAAACCGCGAGAGCCGGGUGCGGGCAGUGCCGAGGGCAGUCCUGAGAGGCAGCGAGCAGGUAGUCAGAGUCCGGAGUACAGCGAUUCCGACCCGGACCCGGGCACCGAUCCCGAAUACGCCACUCACUCAGACCAAGAGGAGCGACGGAGGCGACGAGCGGAGAGGGAGGGGAAUAACGACGGCGACCGCAAACGGGGACGAGAGCGGUACGGCCGCUGGAACGAUUACGGCUAUGCCCUUCCUGAAGACCCCUGGGUCAUCUACGCACGUUUCAAGAAGGAUGGCAUGUUUCCACCGGGCGUGGCACACCCUUCAUCCACCAACAGCUCACGUGUCGACCUGAUCGACAGCGCACGAAGAAGCGGGUCGGGUUCUAACAGCCGGACCGGCAGCACGGAUAGCGUGGCGGGUGUCGAUCUGGGGCCGAAUGCGUCGCACUCCACCACCAGCCUGACACGUGCGCAGCAGCACAGCGUGUGGGUCUACGUGACGAUUCAGCUCUACAGCAUCGAGAAGGACUUUUAUCUCGUGGACUUUAAGUGCGCGGGCUACGAACGGCUGGCACGACGUUUUGCGAGGGUGGUGACGGACAGCGAGGAUGCGAAUGGCACACAGCUUGCCGAUGAUGCGCCUCCGGGGCACAAGGACGGGGAUGGCACAGAGGAUGAGGACGGGAAUGAGUUGAUCGGGCAGGGGCGUGCGGAAGAGGAGAAGGAUGUGUCGAGUCCGUAUCCUUUCCUGGACGUUGCGUCCAGGCUGAUUAUUCAGUUGGCUGAGGCGCAGGAUUGAGGCGGGGCGUCAACAGGCAGACCAGGGCAUGGAAUGGGAUAGGAGUGCAUAGCACGGGCACAGCAUAGCUUGGUGAUGUUGCUUUCCCAUAGGUUUGGUAGCAAGUAUCAAAAAAAUCCAGUAAAGCAGUG